Molecule: messenger RNA, 4787 nt
Organism: Phycodurus eques (leafy seadragon)
Lineage: Eukaryota; Metazoa; Chordata; Actinopteri; Syngnathiformes; Syngnathidae
Product: trichohyalin-like
Exons: 12
Coding region: 121-4467 (1448 amino acids)
Biological process (GO): regulation of transcription by RNA polymerase II
Cellular component (GO): nucleus
Molecular function (GO): double-stranded DNA binding; transcription coregulator activity
Source: RefSeq, a predicted model, not a curated record
CGUGACACGUAGCGUAGUAACCAAUAAGCUUCCGGUGACACGGCGGCGUUAUUCUCGUCCUGCGGCGUUAAUAGUCAGUAAUACGGAUAGCUGUCAUAGUUGCCGUAUUGACGCAGCAAGAUGCCGGGCAAGCAGGGUCAGCAGUUCAAAGCAGGGGACCUUGUGUUCGCCAAAAUGAAGGGCUUCCCUUACUGGCCGGCCAGGAUCUGUAAAUCGGAUGAGGCACAAAAGAAGCGAGUUGCCGUCUUCUUUUUCGGGACCCAUCAGAUAGGUCACCUCACACCGAAACACAUCGUCCCGUUCGCUGGCAACAAGAUGAGGUACGGCAGUGGCGUACGCUUCAAAGGCUUCACCGAAGGCAUGUGGGAGAUCCAGAACACGCCUGGAGUCGGGAAGAAAUCCAAAUUUCCAGCCAAAAGUACACUUGUGAAAUCAACCGACGCUUCUAAAACAACCGCCGCAGCCAAAAGCACACCCGCAAAGCCAUCGUUGCCUGCAAACUCAAGAGGCAAAUGCGCAGACACAAACGCCACGCCUGUCAAAGCAUCUUCAGAGGCUAAAGGUCCGUCUAUGGCAGCAAGGUGCGCUGGCAGCACGCUGCGCCUGAAGCCGUGUGUGGUCAAAUGCGUCCCAGCUCAGACCUCGCACGGUUCGCUUAGUGUUGCGAACGAGUUGCCGAACGCCGGCCAGGCAACAAGCGGAUUUGACAGUCAGGCCAAAAGUGUGCAGGCGACAAAAACUCUGAGAAGAUCUUCAUCCAGGUCAUCUGCUCAAAUACAAACGGAGGACAAUGAGAUAAAAAUGCAGACCCCGCAGGAAGCCUCCACGCCCGGAGGUGGCGACGCGUCACAGACGUCAAGUUCAGCGCCUUUGGUGAAGCGGAGACGAGGGCGGCCGAGUAAAGCCUCGGCAGAAAUGAAGAGCGACAUACCACAGGCUGAAGAAGGCCAGACGGUAACAAGCAGCGCAUAUGUGACGGCAAGCGCGCUGCGGCUGAAGCCCUGCGUGGUCAAAUGCGUCCCCACGAAGACCCCCGACAGUCCCACUCGCGACGCAAAGUCCGACAAGUUGGCGACCGCGAGCGAGCCAGCGAGCAAGCCGGACGUUCUGUCCGUGCCGUCUGUGCCGACGCCAACGGGUGACCUCCGAACUCCGCAGGAAGCUUCCACGCCAGAAGAUAGCGUCUCUGCACACACACACACGUCGAUGCCUGUGAUGGCGAAGAGACGACGAGGGCGGCCAAGGAAAGACCGCGGAGAGAAGAGCGAGAUCACAGUUGGAAUGCUAAAGAAGACAGGCGACGUCCCAGGUCCCGCUGCCACAAACACAUCGCCCGAAUCCCACAGUGCACCCGGUGCUCCCAAAACAGCUAAUCAGAAGGCCCGACCUUCUCCUGCACAAAGGCCCAGAAGACACGUGGAGCAGCAGGCAGCGGCCAUGACGGAGGAGUCAACAGCUAGCAGAAGAGGGAAAAGAAAGGAAGGAGAAACGGAGGAGACCGAGCAGAAGGGAGGCGAAGAAGGAAAGGUAGAGGUGCUGACUGAGUCGACACCGAGCCGAGGAGGGAAGAGGAAGGAAAAGGAGAAGACUAAGCAGGAAGGAAAGAUGGCAAUGACGACAGAAGAGUCAACACCUCGUCGAGGAGGGAAGACAAAGACAAAAGGAGAAAAGGAGGAGACCAAGCUGGAAGGAAGUGAGGAAGGAAAGAGUAAGGGAACGACAGAUUCAACACCUAGCAAAGGCAAGACAAAGAGAAAAGAAGGCGAAAAGGAAGAGACCAAGCAGGAAGGAGGUGAGGAAGGAAAGAUGGAAGAGUCAAUACCAAGCCGAGGAGGGAAAAUGAAGAGAAAAGAAGUGGAAAAGGAGGAGAUCAAACUGAAAGGAAGUGUGGAAGGAAAGAUGGAUGUGCCUAGCCGAGGAGGGACGAGGAAGCGAAAAGAAUGGGAAACGACAAUACCGAGCAGAGGAGAGAAGACCAAGCAGGCAGGAGGCGAGGACGAAAAGACUGAGGUGACGACGCAGGAGUCAACUCCUAUCCAAGGGAGGAAGAGCAAGAGAAGGGAAGGAGAAAAAGAGAAGACCAAGCAAAGGGGAGAUGAGGAAGGAAAGACAGAGGUGAUGACGGAGGAGUCGACACCUAGCCGAGGAGAGAAGAUGAAGACAAAAGAAGGGGGAAAGGAGGAGACUAAGCUGGAAGAAUGUGAGGAAGGAAAGACGGAGGUAACAACAGAGUCAACAUCUCACGGAGGAGGCAAGACAAAGGGAAAAGAAAGCGAAAAGGAAGAGACCGAGCAGGCGGGAGGCAAGGAAGGAAAGACUGAGGUGGCGACGCAAGAGUCAACUUCUAUCCAAGCAAGCAAGAGCAAGCGAAAGGAAGGGGAAAAAGAGAAGACCAAGCAGAAGGGAGAUGAGAAAGGAAAGACAGAGGUGAUGACAGAGGAGUCGACACCUAGCCGAGGAGAGAUGAAGACAAAAGAAGGGGAAAAGGAGGAGACGAAGCUGGGAGAAUGUGAGGAAGGAAAGACUGAGGUAACGACGAAGGAGUCGACAUCUAGCGGAGGAGGCAAGACAAAGGGAAAAGAAAGCGAAAAGGAAGAGACCGAGCAGGCAGGAGGCGAGGAAGGAAAGAUGGAGGAGUUACCACUUAGCCGAGGAGAGAAAAUGAAGAGAAAAGAAGUGGAAAUGGAGGAGACCAAGCUGGAAGGAAUUGAAGAAGCAAAGACUGAGGUAACGACGACGGAACCAACACCAAGCAGAGGAGGGAAGAGAAGGAGAAAAGAAGGGGAAAAGGAAGAGACCAAGCAGGAAGGAGAUGAGGAAGGAAAGAUGGAGUCAACACCUAGCCAAGGAGAGAAAAUGAAGACAAAAGAAAGGAAGGAAGGAAUGAUGGAGAUGGCGGCGGAGGAGCCAAUUCCUAGCCGAGGAGGGAAGAGGAAGCGUAAGGAAGGGGGAAAGGAGGAGACCAAGCGGGUAGGAGGCAAGGAAAGAAAGACUGAGGUACUGAAACCAAGGUGGACGGCCAAGGAGGAAAGAAUGAAGGCGACGAGAGGGGACGCUCAACGAGAUGGCGACAGCAGCAAGAAGAGGGGGAGGAUGGAGAGCCCAAAAAAGGAGACGAUGAAAAGGAAGAAGGAGGGCGAAAAGGGAAAAGAGGCGACGGAGGAGAGAAGAGAGAAAAAGAGGUCAAGGAAAGAGAAGGGCACAAGGGAGGGAGGGAGGACGGCCAAGGAGGCGAAAGAUGGCGUCCGAACCAAGGAAGUGAGUGAUGUGGAAGAGGAGCGGCGGCGCCGGCUGGCGGCCAAGAAGGAGAGCGUCCUGAAAUCGCUGAGAGGUCUGCUGAAGGCCACGAGAGGCGGCAAGCGGAGGGAAACGGCGACCAAGAGCAUCAUGAAGUCUGCCGUCAGGGCCAAGGCGAAGAGGACCAGGGCCCACAAGAUGCUCAAAGAAUCCAACAUUGCAAAGAAAAAUAUGCACGUGACGGACAUGAAAGACUGGGAAGAAAAUCUAUCAACUGCCACGACAGUCAACCAAAGUGACGGCAAAGUCAAAGAGAGGCCGGAAGCUGGGCUGGAGGAGCUUCAGAAGAAAGACUCGAGGAAGUUGAUCGGCAAAAUCGUGAAAGCAACCACCAAGGUUCAGGUGAAGACCAUGAUGGGCGGAGCCACGCUUCCGCCGACACUGCCGCCGCCCCAGGAGGAGGAGGAGGAGGAGGAGGAGAAGAAGAGGGCGACUACGACGACGAGCAUCGAGAGGACGGUGGACAGAGGCUCCGAGGAGGAGAGGAAGCCCGAAAGAGUGUUGACGGACGACGAGAAAGCCGCAACGAAGCGCCGCAACGAAACGCGGAAGGAGAAGGACGCCGCGAAGGCAGGCAAGACUGCGACCGGCGAGAAGCGGGACAAAAACGAACCGCAGAAGGAGAGCGGCGCGCCGGCGAAGCAGCAAAGCGGCGGGAGGAGUCGUAAAGCGACCGCGCCCGCUGCGGAAGACGAGCAAGCUUGCGUCUGGAGAGCAGCGGGCGAGGAGAACAACCAGCAGCAGCACAAGAAUAAUUUGAACCUGACGCUGACCGAUUCAACCCUGCACAGAAUCCACGGGGACAUCCGCAUCUCGCUCAAGAGCGACAACCCGGACGUUGCCAAGUGCCUGGCGGCGUUGGAUCAGCUCAGCGGCAUCUACGUGACGUUGCAGCACGUCCAAAGGCACAGCGAGCUCAUCUCCACUCUGAGGAAGAUGCGCUUCUACCGAGCCAACCAGGACAUCAUGGACAAGGCGGCCAUGCUGUACAACCGCUUCAAAAACGCCUUCCUCCUCGGCGAGGGCGAAGAGGUGGUGAGCGCCGCCUUCCUGCGCUCGCUGCUUGAGGAAAAGGAGCGUGAGGAGGCGGAGCGCUGCAAGAAGGCCGAGAAGGCGGCGGGAGGCGAGGAGGACGAGGUCGGCAGACAGGACACGCCUUCAGUGGACUAGCUGCCAACAUGGAGGAAGUCAAGUGUGCGAGUUGAAUGUGACUGAUCCACGUCCACACAAUUCCCAUGGAAACUUGAACUGCAACAAGAUUUUAGUCUUGAUCGGACAUUUGUAUAUAUUCACGUUGACACGCCCCCCCCCCCACACUCUGUCUCCGUUCUCCGCAAUCUUGUUCAGGAAGGUCCUGAAAAGAAGUGAUGCCAGUCAGGCUUUGCGGAUGGGAAUUUGUUUGUUUGUUUGUUUUAAAUGGGAACCGCCAAUGAAUGUGGUCUCAUGCAACAUGCCGUCAAUCAAUAAAUGCUCUCAUGCUCUCUUUGUCA